CUCCUCCCGCCGCUGCCGGCCGGGGCGGGGGCGCUGCGCGGGGCGCGGGGCGGGCGGCGCGCCCCCCUGCGCCGGUGGCGGAGUUGCUGCCGCCCAGCGCAUUGUGUAAGACGCGACCUGUUAUGGCCACCACUACUUCCGGGUUCCCGCAGUCUGCUCCAGCCCGGCGCUGCGCUGCGCUCGCCGCGGCGGUGGCGGCGGACGCCCGGCAACGCGCGGCCCGCGGCGGCAGCGCCGCGCCUCCCCCCCCCCCCGCCGCCCUUCCUCCCCGCGCCCGCCCCGCACGGCGCGGCGCUCCGCCCGCACCCGCGCCCGCGCCCGGCCCGCCUCCGCCAGCCUCGCCCGGCGGCCGCGCAGGGGCAGAGCGAGCCGGCGCCGGCGAGGAAUUAGGAGCGAUCCGAGGAGGAGCGAAAAAAAAACCCCAUCAUCAUCAUCAUCAUCAUAAUAACCAUAAUAAAAGGAGAGCCGGCGCGUUAGCGAGCCUUUUUAAUUUUUAAUUUUUCCCCCUCCUCUUCCUCCUUCUCCUCCUCCCUCGAUUUUUAAUUUUUUAUUUUUUUUUAUACAUUUUUCUUUUUUCUUUUUUUUUUUUUUUUUGGGUGAGCGCGCUCGAAAAUUAACAUUUGAGGUGUCCUGCGCGGUGGGAGCACACGCAGCGGAUCAUCAUCAGUCAUUCACCACCUUGACAACCUCGCCUGUGAUUGACAGCCGGAGUGGCAAAAAGCCAUGAGACUUGGUAGUUGGGUUUGAGGGGCACUUUAAAAAAAAAAAAAAGAAAAAGGAAAAAAAAAAACCUGAUUUGGGGAAAGGAUAUUUGCUUUCGCCCCGCUGCUGUCUUGGAAACGAGAGGGGGAGAGUAAGAGAGAGAGAGGGAGACAGGGGGAGAGGGAAGAAAGAAAGAAAAAAGAAGGAGGGAAGGAAGGAGGGAGAGUUGAUUUUUUUUUUUCUUCUAUUUUUUUUUUCUCCUUUUUUAAUGCUGAGUUACCGUAUCGCUUCGCUGAGAUCCAGCAAGCCGAAGAUUGUACUCGAUUGCUUCCAUUGCUGGCGACGCUAAGGGAUUUUUGCAUUUUUUGGGGGGGUGAGGGGGGGGGAACUUCGCGUUUCUUUCUUUUCACACUGGCCUUAAAGAGGAUAUAUUAGAAGUUGAAGUAGGAAGGGAGCAAGCAGGCCGAUGGCGCAAAGGUACGACGAGCUGCCCCACUACGGCGGCAUGGAGGGGGUGGGCAUCCCCACCACCAUGUACGGGGACCCCCACGGCGCCCGCCCCAUGCAGCCCGUCCACCACCUCAACCACGGGCCGCCGCUCCACUCGCACCAGUACCCCCACGCCGCCCACGCCAACGCCAUGCCCCCCGCCAUGGGCGCCUCCGUCAACGACGCCCUCAAGAGAGAUAAAGAUGCCAUCUACGGACACCCCCUGUUCCCUCUUUUAGCACUGAUUUUUGAGAAAUGUGAAUUAGCUACAUGCACACCCAGGGAGCCCGGGGUAGCGGGAGGCGAUGUUUGCUCCUCUGAGUCUUUCAAUGAAGACAUAGCAGUGUUCGCCAAACAGAUCCGAGCAGAGAAACCCCUGUUUUCCUCUAAUCCCGAACUGGAUAACUUGAUGAUUCAAGCCAUACAAGUAUUAAGGUUUCAUCUGUUGGAAUUAGAGAAGGUACACGAAUUAUGUGACAAUUUCUGCCACCGGUAUAUUAGCUGUUUGAAAGGAAAAAUGCCUAUCGAUUUGGUCAUAGACGAUAGAGAGGGCGGAUCAAAAUCGGACAGUGAAGACAUAACAAGAUCAGCAAAUCUAACAGAUCAGCCCUCCUGGAACAGAGACCACGAUGACACGGCGUCAACGCGCUCCGGGGGAACCCCCGGGCCCUCCAGCGGGGGACACACAUCGCACAGCGGGGACAACAGCAGUGAGCAAGGUGACGGCUUGGACAACAGUGUAGCUUCCCCCAGCACAGGUGAUGAUGAUGAUCCAGAUAAGGACAAAAAGCGACAUAAAAAGCGUGGCAUCUUUCCCAAAGUAGCCACAAAUAUCAUGAGGGCAUGGCUGUUCCAGCAUCUAACACACCCUUACCCUUCAGAAGAACAGAAAAAGCAGUUGGCACAAGACACAGGGCUCACUAUACUUCAAGUGAACAAUUGGUUUAUUAAUGCUAGAAGAAGAAUAGUUCAGCCCAUGAUAGACCAGUCCAAUCGAGCAGGCAAUCAAGGGACACCCUAUAACCCCGACGGGCAGCCGAUGGGAGGUUUCGUGAUGGACGGCCAGCAGCACAUGGGCAUCCGAGCGCCAGGACCUAUGAGUGGAAUGGGCAUGAAUAUGGGCAUGGAGGGGCAGUGGCACUACAUGUAACCUUCACCUAGGUAACCAAUGGCAAAGCCAGGGGGAAGUAAGUACAAACGGGGUCUUUGUUCUCACUUUGUCCGAGGGAUAUUUGUCUCCUUGCAUUUCCCUAUGUUCUCCCUGCCCAUAGCCUCAUGCUUGUUCCUUCCUUUCCAUCCAUCCAUCCUACGCCUGGGCUCCUUCAGGUUUCUCUCCCUCCGGUUCAGCUCAAGCUUUCCAAGCUCCCAAACCCCCCGUGCGCGCGCGCGCCGUACAUUGACGCCGCCGUACAUCGACGCCGCCAUACAUUGAUGCUAUUAUCCAUCCCCGAGCACAUGACAAAACAAGAAGCAGCCGGGGAGGUGGGGGAGCCCGUCGUCUUGGCAACAGACUGAUUUGCAAAAUGUAAGCGGUCUGCAGCAGCGCAGGGAGAGGAAAGAGCAUGUCCCCAAAGUGUCAUAAAUCUGUCUAACUGCAGUUGAUGCAUGAGUUACAUUUCUCCCGCUAACCUGCAAGACACCAAAAAAGCCAAACAGAGACUUCUCGUAGGUAAAAAAAAAAAAAAGAAAAGAAAAAAAAAAGAAAAAAAAAAGAAAAAAAGAAAAAGGCGACUUCACUUAGUUGCGUUUUGGAAGGCAAUGGACGAAACUUUGAUUUUUUUUUUUCUUCAAGUUUAUUUCUCUUUGUCUGUCCGUCAUAAUGGGAUUACGUGUGGCAAAGGAAAAAGAGAGAAUACAAAAUAGAGGUGUGCGCAGCAGGCUAUGGAGCUUAGCCCAGGCUAAUUGACUAUAUCCAAAUUAAGUAUGCCAUCACUUGCAGUGUGACAAAUGGAUUUGACUUAUUCAGUAUACAAAAAUAGAGAUCAUUAAUGCAAUCUUCAGUGGCAGGCCUUGCGAAGAAAGCCUAGAGAAACUGUCCCAGUUUUGGUUUUUUUUUCUCCCCCUCUUGUCUUUUUAUAGGGGAAAAUACAUUAUACCAAUUUUUGUUGUUUGGGGUUUGCUUUUUUUUUUUAGAGAGUAAAAGCAGUUUAAAACACCGAGGGGCCGGUACCAUGUUGAAGUGGUGGUGAUGCUGCUCCUCUUGCUCUCUUUCUGGAGUUAAAAGCAAGUUAUUUCGGCACCACUGUUUUGCCCUCAGCCUGGGUGAACUCAGGGUUUGAAGUUACCCAGGCCAAGUGUAUUUUGUAGUCAUCUUCUCUGGGCGCGAGUGAAAACUAAGUUUUAACAAUUAGCUGUGAAAACAUUCCUCUGAGCUUGGGAAUGCAACAGCCUUAUUACCUCAUCAUGGAAAUUUCUAGCUUAGUUAAUUUAAAUAUUGUUUCUUAGUUUCUGGGUCAAUUAAAUUUAAAUGAUGUAUUUUAUGCUUCGUGACCAAUUAAAUUAAUAGGUUAUUACAAAAAAUAUUAUCAUCUUUUUUGAUUAAAGAGCUGUGAGUACAGUAUAUUUUAUAAGCAAUUUUCAUUAGUUCAAAACUGUUCCUUUAGGCUAGAUUAAGCAGCUAUUCAUUGCUAGAGCCUUGAGACCUGAUUCCAAGGUGUUCGGCGCAUUCACAGCGCGCUCUUACUUAGAACUAAAGCCAAUUGAACCUACUUAGCAAUAGCGUAUGCCUUUCACCCUUGAUGAUUAUGGAGCUUAUAGCUCUCCGAAACAAUACACCUGUCAGUUCCCAUCAGCUAUAGCAAUCCAAGCAGAAGGCAGAGGCCCACAGAAAGCAGGAGGUUUUAUUGUUUUAGGUCCAAUUUUUUUCUUAUUGUUCUCCCAAACCCACUGAAAGGUUGACUGAGUUGCGUGUCUGAUUUUUUCAGACAGAAGUGAGCAGGGGGAGAGAAUUAAUUGAUAACUGGUAUUGAUUAUGUAUAUGUAUUAUUUUUUUUAACAUGUUUAAAAAUACAGGUUUGAGUUAACAAUUGUCCUUAGCAAUCCUAUCAAUUUCGGCAUCAUAUGAAGCCUUUGUUCCGCGAUGUAUGUGCUUGCUGUAUAGCGUCUGCUUGAAUGGCACAAAUACUCGGGACAGAUUCCAAGCAAUCGGGCUUGAGAGCUAAAUAAAUAACUGGUUGACAAACCUGGGCGCCGAUUUAACCCAUCUCCCCCUCCCAAGCCCCUCAUUAAUGGCUACAGAUUCCCCGCCUUGCGUUCCCAGCACGCUUUUACAAGCGGGGAGAGGAAGGCGGGGGGUGCAGCAAGGCCCCGGGGGAUGGAGCCCACCUGAGAGCCCUCGCAGGGCUUCCCCACCUUGGUGCCACCACCCCGUGUGACACCUGUCAUCAUCAGGCACACUUCUGGAUCCGAAACAUCUCCAUCGCAUACGUUCCUAACCGUAAAAGCAGAAAGCAGCUUUAUCUCCCCAACCUCUCUUAUUUGGAGCAGGGGAAGGAUGUUCUUGGGGGUUGUUGGUUUUGGUUUUGACCUGGGCAUCAUUCCCGUUGCCGUCGCUGUGAGUCCGUGUGUAGGCUCCGAUCCCACAAAGGCAGCUGCACUCGCGCGGCCGUGACUCUGCAUCCCGUGCUGGGCUCGAGCCCAGCCUUCCCGUGCCCCAGCGGAGGAGCUUCGCGGCCCCAUGUCGGCAGCCCGUGUCGUCCCCCCCCCCCAGCUCACCACCGCCUCUUUCUCUCCGCAGGGCUGCAAAGUAUGCCAGGGGAUUAUGUGUCGCGGGGUAGUCCAAUGGGUAUGAAUAUGGGACAGCCAAGCUAUACCCCACCCCAGAUGCCCCCCCAUCCUGCUCAGCUGCGUCAUGGCCCCCCCAUGCAUACCUACAUUCCU
Messenger RNA from Falco peregrinus (peregrine falcon), 5070 nucleotides. It is a transcript of the gene MEIS1, whose product is annotated as Meis homeobox 1. Gene Ontology annotation, molecular function: DNA-binding transcription activator activity, RNA polymerase II-specific; RNA polymerase II cis-regulatory region sequence-specific DNA binding. NCBI's taxonomy places the organism in Eukaryota, Metazoa, Chordata, Aves, Falconiformes, Falconidae. The transcript is spliced from 12 exons. The record is from RefSeq and is a predicted model, not a curated record. The coding region runs from base 1169 to 2341 and encodes 390 amino acids. Gene Ontology annotation, biological process: eye development; animal organ morphogenesis; positive regulation of transcription by RNA polymerase II.